Molecule: messenger RNA, 1866 nt
Organism: Fusarium fujikuroi IMI 58289
Lineage: Eukaryota; Fungi; Ascomycota; Sordariomycetes; Hypocreales; Nectriaceae
Product: related to transcription activator protein acu-15
Exons: 4
Coding region: 1-1866 (621 amino acids)
Biological process (GO): DNA-templated transcription; positive regulation of transcription from RNA polymerase II promoter by galactose
Cellular component (GO): nucleus
Molecular function (GO): RNA polymerase II cis-regulatory region sequence-specific DNA binding; zinc ion binding; DNA-binding transcription factor activity, RNA polymerase II-specific
Source: RefSeq, a predicted model, not a curated record
AUGUCAUCAUCUACCCAAGAUCAGCCUCGCCCCCGCAAGCGACAUCGCAUUGCCGAGUCUUGCAAGCUCUGUCGAUCUAAAAAGACUCGAUGCGACGGCCGGCGCCCGACGUGUUCAUCUUGCCAGUCCAAAAACACGGCCUGCGAGUACAAUGAACCCAAUGUCGUGCUAUCCAGCGAUAUUCUGUCCAAGAUGGCAGAUCUUGAAGCGCGGGUACAGGCGUUAGAGAGUCUGCCAAGCAAUUUUACAGGUUCAUUCCACGUUGCUACAGGUACUCCCUCUCCGCUGCCGCGUCAUGGUAAUGCCCGGUCGUCGAUCGUGGACAAUCCAACACUGCGGUUUAUCUCAUCUGUCACCCAAACUGCACCUACGGGAGGCAGCGAUAUACAAACUCAGCCAGGCAAUCCAAAUGAUCGUGCUACUUCAUUCGCCGGUAUGAACAUGAGUCAAGUCGUUUUACCCUCAAGAGAGGUUGCAGAUGACUUUAUCGAAUGUUAUGAAAGAUUGGUGUACCCUAUGUUUCCUGUGCUGCACAUGCCGAGCUUCAAAGCGAGAUACCUUCGUGUCUGGGAGUCACCAUCUAAUGACCAGGCUCUGGAUACUACCUUUGCAGCAAGUUUAAACAUCGUUUUUGCUUUAGGCUGCCUCAACAGCUCAAAUACAGAACCAAGUCUCAUAUUAUCAACAGCCGAAACCUUUUACGAACGCAGUCGUAGCAUCCUUCCACUCGAUUCACUUGACAGACCAAGUAUCGAGGUUGUCCAGUAUCUUCUUUUGACAGGCAAUUAUUUAAGCUUCACAAAAUACUCACACCGAUAUUGCAACACGUUGGCGAUGGCGAUACAGGUCGCACAGACGAUAGACUUGCAUCGGGCUGAUCAUGAUACAACGAGCCAAUUACAGCGCGAGAUGGGGAGACGAGUUUGGCAUUUAUGCUUGACAAUGCAAAGUGUACUGAUUCAUGAUAAUACAUGUCCAUUACCUCAGAUGAUAGAUGACGAAUAUCUCCUUGAAGAAGGAGAGGGCUGUCAGCCGGCGGCAACGCCCUCAUUGUUGGAUGCCUUGGCAGUGUCUAUGAAGAUUUUCGAUGUUGUAGCUGGAGUUCGUGAAGUCAAUGCUGCCUCGUUCUCUAAGGCACUACAGAUGCCGGAACUGAUGAAGAUACUUCAGCUUAACGAACGUCUUACUGAGAUCGAAGACAACCUUCCAGAGCAUCUGAAGUAUAAGAGCGGGCAGGCAGCAAGUUCCGCAAGGGAAAAGGUUAUCCACUACCAGGCUGAGGUAGUGAAUUUAAGGUGGCUGCUCUAUGUCAGAUUACUAGUCCUGCGCACAAAUCUCCUUCCAGCAGCCCGUCAGGUGUUGGCACGUCAAUAUCCAAGCACCUCACCGUCACGCCUCGAACACGCAGUUCGCAAAGAAGCAUGGCACAUCUGCAUACAGAGUGCGGUAACUUCACUGGACAUCCUACACACAAACCUGCAGUCGUCUUCAAAGGUCAUAAGCAUCCAUGCCAUGUUUGUCACCCUCUCGGCGACGACAGUACUAAUAGCAUCAUCUGCUCUGCCUAGAGAUCCAGCAGAUCCCCCUCCGUCGCAUGCAGACUCUAUUACAAAAGCCUUUGAGAUUCUCGAUGCACAUCAGUGGCGUGCGGAAGGCGUUUCAGAAACUCGAACAAAGCUGUGCAAGUUCCUCCAAACAGUCGAAAAUGAAAAUAGGGACCCAGAAUACGAACAGGGGCCUUAUGACCCUCUUGGGGGUCAAAGUGACGGCCACUUGAGGUUGCCUGAGCAAGCAGGUCUUUUCGACAAUAUCGAUCUUGGUGGGGACCUUUGGAUACCCCAACUUGAUGGCUUGUUGUACUUAUAG